CGCUGUUGCAGACGUUCCAACGUUCCAUUCUGCUGGACUGACGAACAUUGAGUGACAUUCAUUAGCUCACUCAAGCAACGUGCGCGACUGUAAACAAGAAAGCGGAGCAAAGAGGGUGAAGAUGAACCUGCAAAGCCACCGACUUACAUGAAUGAUAAAAAGAUGUGCCAGGCUGUCUAAGGGUCUCUAGAGAUGGCACACAAAUGUGAAGAGGAAGUCCCAGAAGAGAAGAAUUUCACUUUAGACAAGGCUCUCCUUAUAAUGUGUACUACAGAGAGAAGUUUUCACAUUAAGAAAGAAGACUGCGAAUGGGAAUCUAUACACUUUCAACACGAGAAUCCUGGCAUUAAGAAGGAAGUGGAUUGUGAAAAAGGGAUUAUAGACAUUAAGCAAGACUUUGAGCAGACAUCUGGCUUGCAGAAUUAUGAAAUUUCAAGCAGUUCAGAGGAAGACCCCAUUAAAGCAGAGUCUGCUCCUCUGAGUAUUUUACCAGCUGUGGAGGUAACUGAAUCAGCUCAGACUUGGAGCAGACAUUACAAUGAGCAUUCUCUUGGCGUGAGCCCCGAAUCCCUGGAUUCAGCAUCUUUAAGUUGUUCUGGAAAAAACUCCCAAGAGGAUGGCAGCUGCCCUGUGUCUUCACCUAAUGAGACGUCACAUCCGAACAGAGUUGCAGGUAAACUAAAUCAGAACGGAGCUAAGAUGCGUGGUGUUAGAGAAUGUGGCAAGAAUUCCUGGCGUAAAAUUUGUCUUCUGGCACAAGUCAGAAGCCAUAAUGGAGAAAAGCUUUUUUCCUGCACAGAGUGUGGUAAGCAAUUUACACGAAGCAAUUCUCUUCUAGAGCACAAGAGAGUUCAUACUGGAGAGAAGCCAUAUUGCUGUAUGGAGUGUGGCAGACAGUUUACUCGAAAGAAUUGUUUUUAUGCACAUAAAAAAGUUCAUAAUGGGUUGAAGCCAUUUUGCUGUACGGUAUGUGGCAAGCAAUUUGCACGGAAAAGUUCUCUUCGAAUACACAUUAAAGCUCAUUCUGGGGAAAAACCCUAUUCCUGUACUGAAUGCAACAAGACGUUUACCCUCCUAACUGGUCUUCAGAGGCACAAACGGACACACAAGUUGUCAUAUUGCUGUACGAUAUGUGGACAGCAAUUCAGCAAUGCAGCUGCUCUUCAGGAACAUGACAGAACUCAUACUAGAGAGAAGCCCCAUUCGUGCCAAGAAUGUGGCAAGAAUUUCAUGUGGAAAAGUUACCUUCGUAGGCACAAGCAAAUGCACAGUGGAGAGAAGCCCUAUUCCUGUACAGAAUGUGACAAGAAGUUCAGUCAGGCAAGCAGCCUGAAGAGGCACAAGAGACUUCACACUGGGGAACGGCCAUAUCACUGCGCAGAGUGUGGCAAACAGUUCACCUAUUCAAGUGCUCUCCAAGAGCAUGAGAAGAGUCACACUGGAGAAAAGCCGCACUGCUGUGCAAAAUGUGGUAAGCAGUUCUCAAGUUUAGACGCUCUUCAGGAACACGAGAAAAUUCACCCUGGUGAGAAACUCUAUUGCUGUCAAGAAUGUGGCAAACAAUUCAUGUGGAAAAGUCACUUUGACAUACACAAGAGAAUUCACACUGGAGAGAAGCCAUAUGAUUGUGACUCCUGUGGCAAGAAAUUCGCACAUCUGGGUACUUUUCUGAAGCACAAGAAAAUCCACACAGGUGAGAAGCAAUAUUUCUGUAAACAGUGUGGCAAGUGCUUUACCCUAAAAAAUUCUCUUCAAGCCCAUGAGAGAAUCCACACUGGGGAGAAGCCAUAUUGCUGCAAUGAAUGUGGCAAGCGAUUUCGGGCGUUUGGUACUUGGACGAGACACCAGAUCGUUCAUACUCAUGAGAGGCCAUAUUGCUGCAUUGAAUGUGGGAAGCGAUUUAGGGCGAUUGUUACUUGGAAGAGACACCAGAUUCUUCAUAGUGGCUAGAGGCCAUACUGCUGCAAUGAAUGUGGCAAACGAUUUAUGGCAAUUGGGGACACAAAUGUUCAUAUCACAGUACAGAAUGUGGCAAGAGAUUUGUACAAGUAAAUCUUCAAAGUCAUAGAAAAAUUCACAGUAAACAGAAAACCAACCGAACAGAAAUGGAGACUGCUACUCUUUGAGAAACCAUAUUACUCUAAAGAAAUGAUCCUUAAUCUUUUUUUGAGUCACGGACCCCUUUAAGAAUGUGAUGAAAGCUAUAGACCUCCUUCCCCAGAAAUAUUCACAUAAACACAACUUUGCAUGCAAUGAAUACAAUGUACUUUGUUCAUCGCGAUUUGAUUGUAUUAUACAUAUAUGACAUAUACAAAGUAUUAUUUAACUUUAAAGUACACAAUCUAAAAAAAAACAAACUCCUUUUUUAUGCAAAAAGUCACAGCCACUCAUUAUAAAUAUGAAAUACACUCCUCUUCUGCAAAUGAAAACAGACCUGCUACUACUACGUUUUCUACUACCACUACAUCUACUCUAAAUCAACAGUACCGGACUGUAUAGUGAACAAAUGUUCAUUCUUAUCUGACUCUCACGGACCCUGUGAAACCCAUGCAUGGACCACUUAAGGGUCCAUGGAACCUCAGGUUAAGAAGCCCUGCUCUAAAGAAAGUGGUAAAUGGCUUACAAAAAUGUCUCCUCAGUGGCACAAGCCAAAGAUUACAGUGUAAACUCACCUUUCAGGAAAGGCCGGCGAUUCUUGCAGGAAGACUCUUUAUCAGCAGUGGUGUUUGGAUGGCAGGGAUUCUAUUAAGCACCGGGCUCCACAAAUGAGAUCUAAGCCAGCUCAUCAUCUGGAACAUUCUCAAGUAAUAACUCGACUCCCCUAGUAGACAGCCUAAAGCUGCAAAGCACAAAUAAGGGGGACAUACACUGGAACUGCCAUUGUGCAGAAGACUCUAAAAAGCUUGUGAAAACGUCAUGAGUAGAGGAGACUGAUGUCGUGUAUGCCAGCACUACAAUUUUAAAAAGUGUCAUUUUUAUCAACUGAAAUGAUGUUGUAAUUAUGAGCCAAGGACUGAUUUUAUGGUACAGAUAAUACACCCUAUAGGAAACAUGAUGUGAGCAAACUUGUGUGGCUAAUGUGGGAGAAAGCAUGCUUGAGGUGGUGGAAAGGUGAUGUUUCAGAGCAGAGUUAUAUUAAAGGACCACUCCACCCAAAACUGAUAUAUAUUUUUUAUGUUACCGCAUGUAGUUUGGAAUGAUGGCCAAGGAAAAAAUGUUAAUUUCGUGAUUUUAUACAGAAUGGGGUUAAAAAUAAUAGUUGCUGAUAGAAUAGGUAUCUUUGAUGAACAAAACUGGCCAACAUCAAAAAUACCCAUAAAAGAAAUUUUACAUUAUUCAUGUCACAUAAUCCACAUAAUAUACUCACAACAUCCCAAACAGAUUCAUUUUUACUUAAAUAUUAGGGUGUUUUACCAUGUUAGCCAUUAUGGAUGUAGUGAGAAGUCAAGCCAACUGACCCCUUUUAUUGGCUAACUAAAACGAUGACAAUAUGCAAGCUUUUGAGGCAACUCAGGGGCCUUCUUCAGGCAAGAUGUAAUCCAGAGACUGGUGUUCCCUGUGUUUAUAUACACACCAGGACAGAUACAGCAUUGGUAAACCUUUUUCCCUUUUUGCAUUUUUAAGAAGAAUGUCGCUGUCCAUGUGUGCCAGUUUCUUCCACCGGGUCUUCAGUUCCAUGUAGUAGCAGUACAUUUCGGUGUCUUGUAUGUCUGUAGUACUAGAGUGUCAUACCAUGUUAGCCAUUGUUAAUGUAGUGAGAAGUCAAACAAAAUGGCCCCAUUUAUUG
Erpetoichthys calabaricus (reedfish) is the source of this 3787-nucleotide messenger RNA. Its product is annotated as gastrula zinc finger protein XlCGF57.1-like. Gene Ontology annotation, biological process: regulation of transcription by RNA polymerase II. The transcript has 4 exons. Gene Ontology annotation, molecular function: DNA-binding transcription factor activity, RNA polymerase II-specific; RNA polymerase II cis-regulatory region sequence-specific DNA binding. NCBI's taxonomy places the organism in Eukaryota, Metazoa, Chordata, Cladistia, Polypteriformes, Polypteridae. The record is from RefSeq and is a predicted model, not a curated record. The coding region runs from base 193 to 1950 and encodes 585 amino acids.